Messenger RNA from Linum tenue, 180 nucleotides. NCBI's taxonomy places the organism in Eukaryota, Viridiplantae, Streptophyta, Magnoliopsida, Malpighiales, Linaceae. The record is from the annotation of a GenBank genome assembly.
GUCAUAAUUGAAAACUCUGAUCCGGAUGCAACAAUGGUGGAUAUCAUCUUUAGGGAUCAGAUUGGGGACCUUCAUGACACUAUGAAUGCGCUAAAGAACCUGGGCCUUAAUGUCGACAAAGCUAAUGACUUCCUAGAUGCUUCUGGGAAACACAACAGAUUUUACAUAACUGAAAAGUAA